AUGUUAUUGAGAAAAGAGCCAUAUGUUUCGGGUUUCACUGACCCUCGUGAUGUUUUUGCAAUAAACAGUUUAUAUGCUUCUCUGGGCUUCCCUCCCCUUCCUAAUUGGAUUCCCUUUGGGGGUGACCCUUGCGGACUGAAUUGGCAAGGAGUACUGUGUGUCAAUUCCAACAUAACCUCUAUCAUUUUAAAUGGCGCAAAUUUGGGAGGUGAACUCAGUGAAGACUUGGGAUCGUUUUCCUCGAUUUUACAAAUAGAUCUAAGCAACAACCAUAUUGGGGGCAGCAUACCAUCCAACUUGCCUAUCACUAUGAGGAGCUUUUUUCUCUCAGGUAAUCAGCUCAGUGGAAGCAUCCCAUAUAAUCUAUCCUCCUUGGACCAACUGACUGAUUUGUCUCUGAACAACAAUAAUUUAACUGGAGCAAUUCCAGAUGCCUUUCAACAGCUCAAGGGUUUGAUCAACGUGGAUUUGUCAGGAAACAGUUUGUCUGGUCAGCUGCCUCCUUCAAUGGGAAUUUUGUCAUCUCUUACCACGCUGCAUUUGCAGAACAAUCGGCUUACUGGAACCCUGGAUGUUCUUCAAGAUCUUCCCCUCAGAGCUUUGAACAUAGAAAAUAAUCUGUUUUCUGGACCUAUACCCGAGAAGUUGCUCAGUAUUCCUGAUUUCAGUCGAGGAGGUAACCCCUUUAACACUACAAUAAUACCUUCACCAGCAUCACCUCCUUCAUUUCCCCCUUCUAUGGCACCUUCUCCUCAUCUGGCUCCUACAAAACGAGCAAAUGGACCAUCAGCAUCCCACUUACCACAAUUUGAAAGGGAAGGAAAGAAAAGUACAACAAAAAGUGUUCCGUGGAUUUCUGUUGCUGGAUUGUUGGCAGUUGUAUUACUAGCUUUGGGGCUAUGUGUUCUCAUGUUCAAAUGUUGUAAAAGGAGGAAAUUAAAAGAGAAAAACUCAAAAAAGUAUGAAAUGGGAGCACUUGGCAUCCUCCAUCAGACUAGCAGACAAGACCAGUAUCUGCCAAAGCCUCGUUACCAUGUAGAGAGAGAACCAAAAGAAGGGGAUUUGCAGCAAUCUUUUGGAGGUAGUAAAAGAAAGACUGCAGUGCUAAAUCAGAAAAAAGAUCACAGUACAGAUAUAACAAGUUUGGAUUAUACGCAGCUACCUCCACGUGCACAUCCUCUUCCUCUUCUCCCUGCUGAAAGAAUUGCUGCAGAUCCAAUUUUUUCUUCAUUAACCUCAAGGGAACAUGCUUCUAAUCGUGUUGACUCUGUUAAGUUCUUUAGCAUUGCAUCUCUUCAACAGUAUACGAAGAGCUUUUCUCCAGAAAAUUUAAUUGGAGAAGGCACGCUUGGAACAGUUUACAAAGCUGAGCUUCCUGGAGGAAAGGUCCUGGCUGUCAAAAAAUUGAACACAAUGGCUUCUAGGCAUUUGAGUGAUCGAAAAUUCCUCGAGCUAGUGUCAAAUAUCUCUAAACUUCAACAUACAAAUAUACUGGAACUCGUAGGUUACUGUCUGGAGCAUGGACAACUUCUGCUUGUGUAUGACUAUUGCAGAAUUGGGACGCUCUAUGAAGCACUACACUUGGAUGAUGAGAUCAAUAAAAAGCUUUCAUGGAAUGCUCGGAUGCAUUUGGCACUUCAAGCUGCAAGAGCCCUGGAGUAUUUGCAUGAGACGUGUCACCCACCUAUUGUGCACCAGAACUUCAAGUCAGCUAAUAUUCUCCUAGAUGAUGGGCUUACUGUGCGAGUUUCUGAUUGUGGAUUGGCUCCGCUGCUGCCAUCUGAUUCCAUGAAUCAGUUGCAAGGUCAUGGUUAUGGGGCUCCAGAACUUGAAUUAGGAAGCUAUACCUACCAGAGCGAUGUCUACAGCUUUGGAAUUGUGAUGUUAGAACUUCUAACUGGGCGAAAAUCUUAUGACAGGUUGCGCCCCCGUGGAGAGCAAUAUCUCGUUAGAUGGGCAAUUCCACGGCUUCAUGAUAUAGAUGCGUUAUCUAGAAUGGUUGAUCAUUCUCUAAAUGGCGCUUAUCCUUCAAAGUCUUUAUCUCGGCUUGCUGAUAUAAUUUCUUUGUGUAUUCAGCACGAGCCAGAAUUCAGGCCACCAAUGUCUGAGAUUGUCCAAAACCUCCUACACAUGAUACAGAGAGAUUCCUGA
Molecule: messenger RNA, 2151 nt
Organism: Fraxinus pennsylvanica
Lineage: Eukaryota; Viridiplantae; Streptophyta; Magnoliopsida; Lamiales; Oleaceae
Source: the annotation of a GenBank genome assembly